Molecule: messenger RNA, 4318 nt
Organism: Nylanderia fulva
Lineage: Eukaryota; Metazoa; Arthropoda; Insecta; Hymenoptera; Formicidae
Source: RefSeq, a predicted model, not a curated record
UGUUGACAUAUGCCGUCAAUGACAGCUGACAGCGAUGGCAGUCGAUGGCGUACGCAUAGUACAAUAGAUGCACCUGUGUCGAUCUGUCAAAGGAAUCUCGUGUAUGCUAUAUCGCGUCUCGGGACCUGUCGUACGAUGCACUCGUAGGAGUGGCUUCUCGACGACCCGAGGAAGAAGCGGAUGUGAUAUCCGCGUGUGAUCGCGUGCCUACUCAUACACAUUCACGGAUGUUUACGACUGGCAUGUUAGAUGGAAACGAACGCGGAUGUGACGGAGACGAGGUCCAGGGAGGCUGACACCGGCCUCCCUUCGGCUGACACCGAUCUCCUUAAUUCGGGGAUCGGCGAAUCGUCGUCGUCGCGCGCUGACGACCUAAGGAACGACAACGAGGAGUCAUCGCGUACGACGAACGACGAACCUCGUGCUUCCGACAGCGGUUACGUGAACAUACGCGAGGGCAUCGUUGCUGCGAAUACGUCGCGAGCCAACCCGAUCGCGGAUCGCGAGGUCGACUCGUCGAGAGGAACAGAGGAUCGUCCCAAUGCAUCUCUGACUCCGUUAGCCUUCACCAUCGAUUUCGGUAAUAACAAAGAAGUGGACACGGCUAGGUAUCAAAAUCUGUUCGAGAGAUAUAACGCCAGGCACAGGCGAAACCUCUCUACGUCCAAGGUAGAAGUAAAAUCAAAGAAGCCGAGCAAUAUACUAUCUCCAAACUUGGGACAAAAGCAGAAAGUUCCUAGCACUCAUUCGGAGGGUUACUUCAGUAGUGAGGAUGAUACAAAGCGAAAAACUGACCAAUUAUCAGAAAGACUUAAACAAUUAGGUGUGAGGAAUCCCUCGAGAGCACAUUCUAGCACAAAGACAUUCGGUAAUGAAAACGUAGAUCAUCAGAAUAAGCAAUAUUUAACGAAAUCCACUGAUGGUGAAGUGCGACGCAACAAAUGGUCACCUCACAGUCUCUCUUUAGAACUCGAAUCUAACGAGAACGAAUAUUGGACAUCUCAGAGAUCCGCAACGAUAAAUGAUUUAAGUCGCGUUCAAAUUAGCAAUUACGACGACGAUGAAAAUGAGAAACUGUACACGAAAAAUAUCGAGUAUAUCUCUCACGAGUGCGAGCAAGCAAAUAAUUUCGAAGAUAAUAAAGUAUCUAAUAUGAAUUAUAUUACUGAUGAUUUUAAUAUAAGAAACACAAACGAGAGAGAGACUGCUUUAUCGAGCGUCAGCUACGCGAUGAAUCUAAACACGGAUGAUACCGCGGAUACCAAUCUGGAUGUAUUCAAUGUCAGCAAUGUCGACGCCAGUUCUGACGGUGCAGUGAGCGAGGCUGGGACAUACACGAUUCAUAAAGAUUAUACCGAUGAGGAGAAAGCGAGAAUGGAUAUCGACAAAGUUUUCAGUGUCGGUGUUUUAACGGAAGACGAAAGUAACGAGGCGUACGUUCACAGUUUCAAGAUGAGUGUUUCUCGCGAUAAUAAUGCUUGGAUAUCAGAAUGGGCCACUCAAGUAGCGGAGCACAAUUCGCUUCCUCCGAUAAUAGGCGGUUUGACAGGUCGUACGCCGCCUCUAAGUCCCAAGAUACCAUCGCCGAUUCAUGCUAGAUCUCAAAGAGGAUUACGUAAUCGUUAUGAACAAUCCGACAGUAAUGUGGACAUGGAUUCGUAUAUACGAAUAAAAGAAAGGAUCGGUUUAGUUUCAAAUCAACAUCAAAUUAUAGAUUCCGGCGGUGAAUCCGAUGACGAUACCAGCAAUAGUUAUAAUACGCCGCCUCACAGCUCACAGCGUACACCUGUACAUAGUACCGUAGGUAGACGCAGUAGUUUGUCCGAUUCGUUGUUUCGACGAGUAAAUAGCAACGAAAAUAGACGCAGCAUCCGAAAAUAUCUAAGUUCAGCCAAAUCGAAGACUGCUGACACUAAUGUAGAAUUAUCGAACAGCCCGUCCCAAAUCUUGUCGACUCUUCACUUGGAGAGAAGAAGCAGCUCUCUAGAUAGGAAAGAAUAUGCUUCCGAUACAACGGAAUCUAAUACGUCCAGAAAGAAUAGCAUGAAAUAUAAAGAAGAUGAUUUUAAACACACAAAUAGUCCUGUCUUAAAUCGUUUCAGACCAUCUACGCCAAAAUUGACCAAUAGUCCAAUUGUGAGUCGUAAGGUUGCAGCAACGAAAGUCCUUAAUUCUCCUACUUUAGAAAGAUCUAAGUACUUGACAAAGUCAUCAGAAGCGAAAAAUAUAGGAUAUUUUACAUGUGUUGAAAAUAGUCCAUACAUGCUGAGAAAAUCGAACAGCACUACGAAUUAUCAUGAAAGAACUAGUUAUUUUGAUAAGGACAUAUCUAUUAAAGCGCCUAAUAUGUUACAAAACAGUCCAGAAUUUCAACGACAUCUCAAUAUACAGAGAUCAUCGAGUAACGCGAGUAUUAGAAACAUGAGGUCGCAGAAUUUUGUGUCGCGUCGCAGCAGUUUUAAUAACGACAUUGAUAGAAUAUCAUCGAGAGGAAAAUUUACCGUUGCCUCCGACAGUAGUAGUGAAACUGGUGAACAACAAAGAAAAUCUCCUUUGACAUCAAUUUCAUCUGGAAUCAAGUUAAACAGGGCUUUCAGCAUAAGAAGAGCAAGAUUGAAUUGCGAAUCCGACACAACGCCGAAUACAACCCCCGAGGAAAGACGCAGAAGAGCGCAGUCGGAAGUGAAGACUACAGCCCCUGCGAAUAAGCAACAGACGCAUUAUCAUCGUAUUCGCACAAACAGUGUCGGAGCGCACAAUAAGGAAUCAUCGAAAAAAGCAGAACCAACAAAAUUCAGAGCACCGUCUAGGACUGAUACCGGAAGAUAUAGUAUGAGAGCUCCGAAGUCUACACAUCCUUCUAAUAGCCAAAAUCAAAAACCGAGUAAAGAUCAUAAAAAAUCUGGACGAAGUAAUUCUACUCUCACAUCCAAGGAAGUAGAAUUCCAAAAUUGGAAGAGACGGAAAAGUUAUGAUCCCAUGAAAGCAGCAGCCGAAGGAAGAAAAAAACUAAUGGACAACACGAAGAAACAUCAUAGUACCGAAGAUGGCUCUAACAACCAUGAUAAUUCCGUACUGAGAUCCGCAAGUUUUCAUGGUACAGGAGGUGCUCUUUCAUUAGCGAACGAUUGGUCGGAUAAUGAAUUAGAUUAUCACUAUGAGGAUAAUCAAGUACCACCACCUAGCAGCCCGCAACUUGAAGAAAGCGAUAGUGACUUGGAAACCUCAUCUUAUCUGCAAACCACUCAGAACGUUGUAUCUGCAAUGUCGGCUCGCAUGACGGGGUAUCGUCCUCCGCUGGACUCCGAUAAUGAGAGCGAUGAAGACACAAGUCACAGCCUGCGCCAGAAUAUAUCGAAAGGAUUGCGUCAUCCGAGCGACACCGAGAGCAGCGACGAACGACAUGCUAUGACACAUUCUCCUAUCUCCAAUACUAAAUAUAAUAAAGAAUUUAGUUUGCGUAGUAGAACAAAAUUGGAUCCGCAACGAAUAAAACCUGUGUCUUCCAAUGCGAGCAGAGCAAAAAAUGUAUUGCACGACACACGCAGCAAAUCUGAGUCCUUUUCUAGCGUUAGAACAGAAUCUGGACGACCUGGCGCGCGAAUUAGUAGAGUUUUGAGUAUGGUGCCUAAGAGUAAACCAAAGGAACCAAAAAAGCCGCCGACGCCAAAUGUACGAGAGGUCGAAAUGCAAAAUUGGAAACGUCGCAAGAGCUAUGAUCCCAUGAAAGCGGCGAUGGAAGGACGGAGAAGAGCAGGCUUGGCAAAGAAAAAUAUCAAUACAAAUUUAUCACCGAGCCAUGUAGCGAGAUCGCAAAGUUUUCACGGAUCAGCAGCAUUAGCAGUCAGCGACUGGAGCGAUGAAGAACCAGUUAUAUCCGCAGAUGAAGCCUCUCUUUAUUAAAAUUGUCUCAGAGUUAUUAUAAAAUAAAACAGAUGCAAACAAGUAGCGAAAGUAAUAUAAAGCCAAUUACAAAAAUUCUUGUACAUAAAAUUGCAAGAAUGAAUGAAUUUUGCAGAAUGUUAUACAUAAAAAAUGAGCGCUACUAUAUCUAAAUAUCUAUAAUCUGAAACAAUUUUUAGCAAGAUACAAAUAUGUUAAUCUACUCAAAAAUUUUCUCUGCAGUAUAAAUUUGCGCAUUGAAUUUCGUACGUUUAUAAAAAUUUCUGAGUUUUUAAAAAAUUGUGCUUCCCUUCCAAAGGUGAUACUUAAAAAUUAUAUGCCAAAUUUUGUAAUAUUAAUGUUAGAACAUCUAAUUGCUUGUGUGUGUUUAUUUAAUUUAUAGAAAAAAGACGUUUUUUUUUUCAAUUUAAUUAAU